AUGAACUCGAUGGACGAAAUCAACCUGCUUCGGCAGGCGCAGCGGCAGCAUCAGCACCACCUCGUGGUGCGCGGCAUCGGGGAGGAGAUCGACCUCGAGAUCGGCCCCGGCGACGACCCCUCGUUCUCCGGAGCUUCCUUAGUGGCCGUCACGUCCACGCACGACACCGUCGUCCACGCCGACGACCACAAGAGCCUCCUCAUCCCGUGUUCGCAGACCGGCGCGGCGGACGGGCUGGCGCCGCAGCAGAACCUGGCGCAGGGGGAGGAAGAGCAUGACGGGAUGCUCAGGCAACCGUCGGGGCACACCAAGAAGAAGAAGAAGGUGGUGAAGAAAUGGCGGGAGGAGUGGGCGGACACCUACAAGUGGGCCUACGUCGCCGUGCACGACAACACCACCAGGAUCUUCUGCUCGGUGUGCAAGGAGUACGGCCGGAAGCACCGCCGGAAUCCAUAUGGCAACGAGGGAAGCAGGAAUAUGCAGAUGAGUGCGCUUGAGGAGCACAACAAUAGCUUGUUGCAUAAGGAGGCGCUCCGGUUGCAGAUGGCCUCCAAGGAGAAGUUGCAGCCUCCCGAGAUCGAGAGGCCGGUCUAUGUCAAAGCUUUAUCGAAAACAGCGGCGUCAAUACUUGAAUGUGUCCUAAGGAGGGAUCCCCAUGAAGCUGAAUAUAUACAGUCCAUCCAGGUGGUGGUUCAUUCCUUAGAACCAGUUUUGGUGAAGAAUACCCAAUAUAUUCAAAUUUUGGAGCGUUUGUUGGAACCUGAGAGAUGCUUUAUCUUCAGAGUGCCAUGGAUUGAUGACAGAGGUGAAGCACAUGUCAAUAGAGGUUUCCGUGUGCAAUUCAGUCAGGCGUUAGGUCCAUGCAGGGGCGGUCUUCGGUUUCACCCAUCCAUGAGCUUAAGUGUGGCAAAGUUUCUGGCCUUUGAACAUACUUUGAAGAAUGCUUUGUCACUGUAUAAACUUGGAGGUGCUGCUGGAGGAAGUGAUUUUGAUCCAAAGGGUAAAAGUGAUAAUGAGAUAAUGCGCUUUUGCCAAAGUUUCAUGGAUGAGCUGUAUAGAUAUUUGGGCCCUGAUCAGGAUUUUCCCGCUGAAGAUAUUGGUGUUGGUCCAAGGGAAAUGGGUUACCUUUUUGGGCAGUAUAGACGCCUUUCUGGUCAUUUUCAGGGAAAUUUUACAGGACCUAAAAUUUUCUGGUCAGGGUCAAGUUUUCGAACAGAAGCUACUGGAUACGGUCUGGUGUUUUUUGCGCGUAUUUUACUUGCUGAAAUGAACAAAGAGCUUAAAGGAUUAAGAUGUGUUAUCAGUGGUUCUGGAAAGAUAGCAAUGCAUGUUUUGGAAAAGCUUUUGCCUUGUGGAGCCAUUCCUGUUACUGUCUCAGAUUCAAAGGGAUAUUUGUUAGAUGAAGAUGGGUUUGAUUAUAUGAAAUAUUCACUUCUAAGGGAUAUUAAGGCUCAGCAAAAGAGCCUCAAGUGGGUACAUGCCUUUCCCUUAUUUUUAGAUUGUACAUGUGGAGUUUUUCAGAUAUCUUUCUCCAUUUAUUCAAACAGGGAGUACUUGAAAUCAUAUCCACAUGCCAAGUAUAUUGAUGAUGCAAAACCAUGGAGCGAGCAGUGUGAUGUUGCAUUCCCUUGUGCAUCACAUAAUGAGAUUGACCAAGGGGAGGCCGUUGCAAUCAUCAACUCUGGUUGUCGUGUUCUUGUCGAAUGUUCAAAUAUGCCGUGCACUGUUCAAGCUGUUGAUAUCCUAAGAAAGGCAAAAGUUAUUGUUGCUCCAGCAAAGGCAACUGCUGCUGGUGGGGUAGCACUUGGAGAGCUUGAAUUGAAUCCAGAGUUUAAUUUGAUGCAGUUGUCAGUGGAGGAUUUUGAGAAUAAAAUUCAAGAUGCAAUAAAGCAAACGUAUGAAAGGUCCAUCAAAGCUGCUCAAGAUUACGGGAUCAUGAAAGAGAGCCCCGAGUUUGUUUUCUUGUGCUUUGAAAAAUCAGAUGAUGCUUUCACUUGGUUUCAUUCGAGAAGCUGA
Messenger RNA from Miscanthus lutarioriparius, 2016 nucleotides. Lineage: Eukaryota; Viridiplantae; Streptophyta; Magnoliopsida; Poales; Poaceae. The record is from the annotation of a GenBank genome assembly.